Messenger RNA from Papilio machaon (common yellow swallowtail), 8599 nucleotides. RefSeq lists its product as uncharacterized. NCBI's taxonomy places the organism in Eukaryota, Metazoa, Arthropoda, Insecta, Lepidoptera, Papilionidae. The record is from RefSeq and is a predicted model, not a curated record. The transcript is spliced from 15 exons. The coding region runs from base 350 to 7810 and encodes 2486 amino acids.
CAAUUUAAUGUUUGAGAGCUAUUAUCCUACUCGUUUUACCACAUGUCUAAAAGCAUAUUUAUUACUCUUCUACAAGCUAAAAAGCUCAAGUGGAGCGAUCUAUGGGCUUCUUGCAGUUUACCAACACGACAAUGGCCGAAUUGUCCGUAUAAGUUAUUUUUUAUUGGCUCGUACAGCCAAACCUGCCAUGUCUUUGGUUUUAAAAAUGGCGUAUACAAGCUUUUUGUUUGCCGGUUUACGCUGUUGAAUGAUUAGUUUUCGAGACCCCGUGUCUACUCGGGCGACACGUAAACGGUGUGAAUAUGAAAAUAAAGUACAUGUAUAUGACAGCGUCGCAAAAGAGUAGAUAAUGGAGAGUUCAGAAGAUGAUGCGGGAACCGCAACAAACGCUUCCCGCCGCCCAUCGGCGCGGGAAAAAGAUAUCAGGCAAGCUGAGGACAUCUGUGCAACUGGUAGUUUUCAGCAAGAUUCAUCGGAAGCUCGAGAUUCCUGCAAAACUCCCGCGAUGUCUGAGGAUAAUUUCGAUGGCGAUAGCGUUCCUUCGCCAUCGACGCAAGACGUCAACACUAGCACUGAAGCGAUCCUUGACAUGAUCGAUGAAAUCGUUGACGGUCCUGGGGCUCCUAAGCGUGUCCCACUUACGGUGGAAAAGGUUGAAUGCGCUCCCAAAAUUCAAUCUAACAAUCGUUUAGAUGAGCAAAAACAAACAUCUCACUGUGAGUCUGAAGAUCCCCUAACACAACCAUCCAAUAUUGAACCGGCUGUUAUAUCUAAAACACAUGAUGAAAGUCCAAUAGAAGAUGAUAAUAUUGGCAGUUCAUCUAACAAUUCAUUAAGAGAAACUGCUGAUUUGUCAGAAACAUGUAAUAUAACAGUUAGUGAAAAGAAUGCAGAUCCAACAACUUCUCAUGAUACUGAAGCUUCCAAUUCUGUGACGCUUCCAAGUAGCCCAAAUCCUAGAAUUCCUGCCAGCAGUGUUGUGCAAACUGACCAAAGUGUUUCUGAUAAGAAUGAAGAAACAUGUGAACGGACAGUGAAAUGUGUUACGUCCAGUGAUAGCCAAGACAAUGUUGUAGGGAGUGCAGAAUGUUCAUCAAGUGACACUAGUUUAAGUGAUAGAGUGCCAGUUUCGGAGAAUGUGACAAAACCGUUGCGGCGGCGCCUCAUAAGGCCGGCGCCAAGUGACCGCCGUCCUGACUCCACUGUCUCCUCUACAGUGGACUUGCAAAGUAUUAAUGUCGAAGCUCAUGAACAAUCAAGUAGCGAGUGUGUUGUCAAAGAUGUGUCCAGUUCAUCAGAUGCGGUGCCACCUCUACAUGGUAAUGUUAAGCCAGAUGAGAUUAGAAAUGUAAGCGAAAUAAGUAUCUGCAAAGCAGAAACAUCAACAAGUCCUACUAAAAAAAUUAAACUCAUUAGACAAAAAGUACUUUCCCAAGUAACUUAUACAGACAAUUCCCAUAUAAAUAAAUCACCUGUUAGGGAGCAAUGUCAAUCUACAUGUGAAAUCCUACCAAAUGAAUCUACUUCAGAGGUAAAUGUAAUAAGCACAUCAAAAUCAGAUAUUGACAAAGAAAUAUUGGAUAAUAAUAAGAUUAGCAUAGACACUGUUUCAAACACACCUGAUGUCUCAACAGUAAUAUUGAAUGAAAGUCUUGUGGAAGAAAAUAAUACUGAGUUACAACUGAAUGAAAGCUCAAGUAAUAAGUUAGAAUUGGAAGAAAGUUUGAAAGAUCUGAAGAAAAUUCCACCAAUAAAAAUACAUCUCUCUGUGACAAGUGCAAGUGAGACAGCAGAGUCAACUGCGAAGCUCUCUGAGGAAAAGAGUGAUAGCAGCUGCAGUAAUAUUGUUAAUGAUGAAUCAGAAUCUGCUAAACAAGUACCAAAACUCACUAUUAAAUUAGGUAAUAAACAACCAGAGGAAACUAAACCUCCUGUACCCAAGUUAACAAUAAAACCAAUCAGACCACCUUCUGAGGAAGAAAACAAAACUGAUUUUCAAGAACAAAUACCUUGUAUAACUAAAUUAAAUAUUAAACCUAUACCCAAAAGACCUGUAAAAAUAAAUGAUGAACAUCGAAAAUCUAGCAGUAGUGAAAUAUCUGAAUCAGAAUGUUCGGAAAAUGAUGAAAGUACAAGCACAUCAGAUCAAGCCUCGGCUUCAGAUCAAGGACCAGCAGAUGUUGUGCCAAAAGUUACUAUUAAAUUGGGGAAAGCAGGGACUGAAGCCGAGGGGCAAUUUUAUACAGAAAAAAAUAUACCAAAACUAACAAUAAAAGGUAUUCAACAAAAUGAAAAUGACAACCCAGAUGGCUUACCCACAUUGAAACUAGUCAUCAGUCAAAGUGAUGAUUCUCAGACUGAAAAAAUACCCAAGUUAACAAUAAAAACAGUGGCGAAAUCUGACAGUCAGCCACUUAGUCCGAAGCUUACAAUUAAGCCAAUCAAGCCACCAGAAACGGCUGCGAAGGAUAGUACUAGUUGUAGUGAAUUGACAGACAUUCAACAAAUACCAAAACUUAAAAUAUCAACAGAUUCAUUUACACCAACAAUAGAGGGGAAAGAUCGACAUAUACCCAAAAUUACAAUAAAACCCAUUUUAAAUACAGAAAAUUUUAAAAAAGUUAGCUCUAAUGAAACCUAUGAACAAAUCCCUGCAGUAACUAAGUUGAAUAUUAAACCAAUUCCUAAACCUACAGAUAGUACUGAUAUGACCGAAAUAAUAGAGGAUAAUGUUCCUGUAGUUUCAAAAAUAAAUAUUAAGCCUGUAAUUAAACCUAAAGAUAAUGAGAUAGAUUGUAACAGAGAAGAUAUAGAGAUACCUAAAAUUACAAAAAUAAAUAUAAAACCAAUAAAAAAACCAGAUGUUAAAUCAGAAGAAAAAGACUGUGAUCCUAAAGUUGAAUUAGAUGAAAAUAAUAUACCUGCUGUUACGAAAAUUAAUAUUAAGCCUAUAAUUAAGCCAGAAGAUGAAGAUAUAUCAAAAGGUGAAAUUUCAGAGAAUCAAUCCUCAGAAACAGGAAAUUCAAGUGAUGAUAAUACUGACAUACCUGUUGUAACCAAAAUAAAUAUAAAACCUAUUUUAAAACCAAGUGAAACAGAAAUAUCAAAUGUGGACAGUAUUCCUGUUGUAUCUAAAAUUAAUAUAAAACCCAUUGUGAAGCCAGAAGAAAAUACUUUUACUUUAUCACCCAAAAAAGAGAGUUUGCGGAGCUUAGAACAUAGAAAUUCUAUCAUACCAAUUGUUACAAAAUUAAAUAUUAAGCCUGUUUUGAAACCCGAUGAAGUCCAGAAGGUCAGUGAUGAUUGUGAAGAAAUGGUACUUAAAAAUCCACCACUAGUUAUGAAAAUUAAUAUGAAAACGGUUGAUUCAGGUAGUGGUGAAAAACUGACCAAUUCUGAUAAAUGUGGAGACAAUGAAAAACAUAUUAACAGUGUAGGUGACAACAUAUCUGUUCUUUCUAAAAGCAAUUUUAAAGUGUCUACAAAAUCCGUUAAAGAAGUUUCCAAUAUUAAAACUACUGAAUAUAAAGAACAUGACUCUGCCACGGUUGAAAAUACAUGUAGUAUUGUUGAUGCAAAAGUUACAGAAGACCAAACCAACAUGACACUUUUGUCAAAACAAAACUGUAUUGCUAAAACUAACGAAACAGAUUCUGAUGUACAUAAUGAACAUAUUGAAAAACCUGUCACCAUUGAAACAAAGAAAAAGAUGACAUCAUGUGACACCACUGUAUCUCAAGAAAAUGUAUCCCUAGACGCACAAAAAACUGAAUCUAACCUAAAUAAAUUAGUUGGAACAUGCCAAAUAGAUUUAUCAUGUGACACAGCUAUUGCUGAUGUGAAAUUAGAAGAUGAUGGUAAAAGUUUGACACCAGAUUGCACUGAAUCUAAAGUUAUUAUAAAGCAACAGCAUUCACCUUCGAUACAAAAUUGUACUUUGUUGAAGAAACUCCUGGAAACAAAAAGUGAUGUUUUAAGUAAUGUGGAGGAAAAUAAACCUGUUACAAGUAAUUGUUUGUCACCUACUUUGAGGUCAAAGACCCCAAGUUCAGAAAACAAAGAACUUGUCACAAAAAAUAGUAAGGACAUGACUAAAUCUGAAAUUGGUUCUAAAAUUGACACAGUCAGCAACAUUACCGUAACUUCAAAAGACGGAGUUAGUGAUACUACUUUUAAAAAUAAUAUGAUGCAAGGACUUUCUAAAGAACUUAAUGAAAGGUUAUCUAAACCCUUGGAAAUAACUGUAUCAGAGAAAAUAACUAAUCAAAGUUCAGGCCAAGAUUCACCUAGAAUUAUAUUAAAAAUCAAUAAGACUGACCAAGGUGCAUCAGCUAAAAUAAUUACAGAGGAUCCAAAAAGGCCAGAACAACAAAAGUAUACAACAGAAAACCCUCAAAAUGAGAUAAAUGAUAAUGAAAACAUUAAAAAGAAUGUGAUAAAUAUUAGGAGGAAACAACCUGUAAAUCUUAAUCCAACGAUACAAUUAGGAAAAAGAUUAAGGAGUUCUAGAAUUGUGGAAAACUCGGACAAGUCGCCCGUAGAAAAAAAGAAUAUCAUAAAAAGACCAUCAGCAGCAAUUACCAGUCCAACUCACAACAAAGAACCAGAACUAUCAGUACUUGAGACAAAAAGAUUAAAAUUAGGACAACUUUUAUCCAACAAAUCAUUAUCUAUGAGUCCCAUUAUAAAUAAAGCAGAACAAUUGUCACCAACAAAAAAACUUUCACUAGAAAUUAAACAGGAAGGAAGGAAUAUCAAUCACACAGUUCUAAAAAAUGAAAACUGUGCAAAAAAUGGUAACUCUAAAUUACACAACAUAUUAUCUAACUUUCAACCAAAAAUGCAGGUUAAAGCCUUUAAUGAUAUGUGUCAUUCUGAUAAGAAUCCUAAUAUUACAACUGAACUUGAAUCCAGUACGUCGACAGGCAGCUGUGACAGAGUUGAAAUUAUUACUUUAGGAAAAAGCGAUCCUGAGGUACAAGAAUUAAUUUUUAAUGAUAACUCUGAAUUACACGACUUCAAUAUACCAUCAGAGUCACAAGAUCCACUUGAAGUGAGUGGGUUAAAGGCACCUUCAACUGUGCAUAAUGAUAAUUUCAACAUUCCUAAUUCUACCACGCCAAUGAUGGUUUCCACUCCGCAACCGAAAAAACGCGGGCGACCACGCAAAAUACCACUCUCGGAAGGCGCCAAAAUUGUCUUGCCAACACCUGCUCUUGAGGAGAGACCUCAGAGGUCUUUACGCUUAUCAAGAGACAGGCCCAUGAUAUUGACAAAACCCAGAGGUAGAGGGCGAGGGCGUGGCGCUCGACGUCUAGAUACCUCUUCAGACAGGACGCCAGAGACGAUUACAGAUGCAGCUAACAAAUUUUUCAAAGAACAAAAAUCUACCGAAACUAUAGACCUGACCAGCUCAAGAAUAAAACUGCCACGAAUGACCGAGGCACUGGAUAAGAUGCCUUGUUCUACUCCCCUAAGUAGUAGACGAAGAAACUCAUCCAUGGGAGAUUUGAAGCUCUUUAGUGAUGCGUCCGAACUUAAAGUUGUACUUGAUUCUACACUUCCAAAUUUAGAGAAUUCAUUUUUAAAAUCACCUGAAGUAAACGAAGGCCGUGGGCGGGGGUCACGAGGGGGGCGUGGCAGUCGCGGAGGGCGGGGUCGCGCGGCGGGCCGCAGUCCUCGUGCCAGAGGCCGGGGUCGGGGCGGGGGCCGCGGCGCCAUGUAUAUGAAGGAAACUAUGGGAAUAUAUGGUCGAGUUUGUGGACCGGCUACAACAACAGUACAACUAUUUGAAGAGGAGACAUGCAUGAUGGAUGACAAUGCUACUCCUGCAAAGCCAUCACAUUUACUUGACGAGGAUUCACAAAGCUCUGUAAAGAGUUCAACAAAUGAAAGUAGUAAAACAAAGAAGUCAAAGUUUGCAGAUUUAUUUGACAGUAAUAAAGAGUGGACUGCCGCUGAUGUCAAAGAGUAUACGUGGCCACCUCCAGAAAAAUCAGCUGCAGAACAUCAGGUAAUGAUGAUCCAAGAGCAAGUUGCAAUGUUCCUUGGAGUUAAAAGCUUCAAACGGCGGUAUCCUGAAUUAAAAAGAAGAACUAUAAGUGGUGAUGAAAGGGACUAUGUACUCAGCAAAGGGCUUGUAACAGAAGCACUUUGCGAUCUUGGUAUAACAGCAGUAGAUGCAAGUGACGUUUUAGACAUAAUGCUCUCCGAUUACCCACACAAGUAUGAAGAGUACCGAUCACAUCAAUGCAGAAAACAGAUCACCGACCCUAGUGAGGAGACGGUUGAAGAGAUUAAAGUGGAGGAGGUGAAGGUGGAGAAAGUUGAUGUGAAACCGGAGCCGAAACCUGUGGAGCAAAAACCGGAACCACCGAAAGUAGAUCCAGAGAAAAUGAGACAGGACAUGGCAGCGGCGGCGAUAGCUUCAGCCACGGAGUGGAACGCUCGCUUGAACUCUCUGCGGCGGCCGGCGUGUGCGGACCUCCAGUCUCUGACGUUGCUGCGCAGGCGCGCGCCCCCCGCCCCGCCGCCGCCACCCCGCGUGCGGCCCCCGCACGGCUUCUACCCGCUCGCGUUGCUACCCGGACAGUACCAGCACUGCUACAGGGUCUACAGCUCGGAACAACUCAGAUAUUUCCCAUUGAACACGGCUCUGGCGGCCCCGCCGGCGGUCGUGUCCGCGGAGUCCAGUUCAGAUUCGGAGGCGGACUGGCUGGAGCGCUCCUCCUCCUCCGACACCGAUGUUGACACACACCCGCCUAAGCGUAAGAAGUUGACAAAGACGAAGCGCAGCAGUCAGCAGGGCGAGGCGGGGGGCGGGGGCGGGGCUAGCAGUGGGGGCGGGGUCGGGGGCGCAAGAGAAGAGGAGGCGGACACGUGUCGCGCUUGCGGUCUGCGCAUAGAGGCCAACCGCAAGUAUACGCACGAGAGGUUCCUCGUCUGCGCCAACUGUAAUGCUAAAUUGCACCCGGGCUGCGUGGACCUGGGUCCGGACACGAUCCGCAAGUGUCGCGAGUACCCGUGGCAGUGCGCAGAGUGUAAGACUUGCUGCUCCUGUCGCCUGCCCGCUGACGACGACAAGAUGCUCUUCUGCGACCUCUGCGACCGCGGCUUCCACAUCUACUGUGUAGGACUUCGACAUGUUCCCAGCGGUCGUUGGCACUGCGCGGAGUGCGCUGUGUGCAAGUCGUGCGGGGCGCGGGAGCCGGGCGGGGGUGGUGGUGGUGGUGGUGGUGCGGGGGGCGAGGCUGCGUGCGGCGGUGCGCCCCCCGAGUGGCACCACCAGACACGCCGCGGCCCCGGCGGACACAAACUGUACUCGCACUCGCUGUGCACGCCCUGCGCCAGGGCGUAUCGCAUCGGUCGCUACUGCCCGCUGUGCGAGCGCUCCUUCAUCGGGCCUAAGGGGACUAUGCAGCUCGUCAUAUGUAAACUCUGCGAUAGGCAACUGCAUCAAGAUUGCGUUAAGCAAACGGUGAGCAACUUGAAGGUGAUGGACUAUACGUGCGGCGAGUGUCGGCGCGGCGGCAUCACGUCGCGUGCGGCCGCCGUGCGCCUCGCGCCCCGCACCAUCGCCACGCUGUUCAUGGCCAAGCGGCGCUUCAACAAGUACGCGCACCGCCAGUACAUGCAGAGCCGCAUGCAGACCUCCAAGGUCUCUGAGAACUCCAACGACGUCGCAGACGACACGAUAGAGUCGUGCGACCGCCCAGAACGUCCCGACGACGCGUCCGACGCCUCCGAUGUACCCGAGGAGGUGCACGACCCGCUCGACGUCGGCGACCGGCGACCCGACGGCGCGGAGUAAACGCGGUGUUGCAGCGGGCGGACCGCGUAGUGUGCGUUAUCUAUAUUAAUAAGUGCAAACGUAUGUUGUGUCGUGUUGUGCGUGCGGGCGGACCGCGAAGUGUGUGUCGCGGCUUUAAUUUCAUUCGUGCAUCGGACACUGCGAGUGACUGUACAUUGACUAUGUAAUAUAUCUAGCUGUUAUUAGUCUAUAUAUAACUCUUAUCCGCUUCGGUAAUACGGUUGUAAGGUAAACUGUUGCAUAAAUCUGAUUAAAUUACGUUUAACUAGUAGGCUAUGUAUAUGUAAGUUGUCGGAUAGUGGAGAUAUACUAGUGUCGGCCGUGCCCCGGCAGUGCGCACGCAGACAGACAGACAGACAGACAGACGGAGGCAGACGUGAAGUGGUUUGGUAGCCGUAGUUCGCAGGUCACUAACACGUAAAAUGUACAGUAACUUAAUACUAACUUCACUAUGUGGGUAGCUGGGCAAUCAUACUAUUUUUUAUUAAUAAUAGUUUUUUUUUUAUGUUUGCUGCAAAAAUCAUGUUUGCAUCCCCCGUGAAUUAUUUAUGUUAAGGAGAGUCAAAUAGAGAUUGAAUCGGUAUGAUGUUUCGUUAAAUGGAUGUAUUAUCGUUUGUCAUCGACAUGUUGUUUAUAUACAUUUUGUGAAUGGUUUUAUAUUUGUGUAAUGUCUGACUUAUGUUCUAUUUGCACAUGAUUUCUCAAAAAUUGGAAAAAUAAAUUGUAUAUUAUAAAUGAAUCUGCCUUUUAAUGCAUUUGUGAUGCAAUCAUUUUGUUUUAGAAUUGGUU